Perca flavescens (yellow perch) is the source of this 1147-nucleotide messenger RNA. It is a transcript of the gene bccip, whose product is annotated as BRCA2 and CDKN1A interacting protein. NCBI's taxonomy places the organism in Eukaryota, Metazoa, Chordata, Actinopteri, Perciformes, Percidae. The coding region runs from base 203 to 1114 and encodes 303 amino acids. The transcript has 7 exons. The record is from RefSeq and is a predicted model, not a curated record. Gene Ontology annotation, cellular component: nucleus.
CGCGACGGGCGACAAGCCAACAUUGUGGCUCCUGAAGGUUGCUACAGCAAAUGGCAAGUCGUGUACAGUGGGAGCCAUAAUGGCGGCUUCAGACUUUCAGUUUCCUACCUCUCAGUUCCCUUAAUACAUCCAUGCUCAGUGAACUGAACUUUAACCGUUGCCCCGCCCACUCAGUUGACACGCGUGUUGCCUGUUUGCAAGCAUGGCUUCUUCUGCUAAGAGGAGAGCAGUAGGUUUGGGGGAAAAUCCUGAGGAAAGUGACAACAGCUCCGAUGAGAAUCCGGAGAAGGAUGAUGAUUCCGGGGAGGAGGACAGCGAGGAUUCAGAGGAGGAGAUUAAUGAGGAGGUCAUGGUUGAUUUCGAAGCCCACACCAUUUCAGUCAACGACUUCAAUGGCGUCAAGAAACUCUUACAGCAGCUCUUCCUAAAGGCUCAUGUAAAUACAUCAGAGAUGACCGACCUCAUCAUUCAACAGAAUCAUGUUGGAAGUGUCAUCAAGCAAGCUGAGGUGCCAGAAGACAGCGAUGAUGACGACCCAGAUGAAGUUUUUGGCUUCAUCUCUAUGCUCAACCUCACAGAGAGAAAGGAUGUGCAAUGUGUAGAGGAAGUAAAGGAUCUGAUCAUGGAUCAGUGUGAGAAGAAUGCUACCCACAGUGUGACGGAGCAGCUAGAGCAGAUCUUCAAUGACACCAGCAAGCCCGUGGGGCUACUGCUGAGUGAGCGCUUCAUCAACGUACCCCCACAGAUCGCCCUCCCACUGCACACACAACUCCAGGAAGAAAUAGCUGAAGCUCAGAGGACAAAUAAGCCCAGUGGGAGGUGUCACUAUUGUCUGAUGAUCAGCAAGACCUGCAAAGAGGCAAGCAAGAGCAUUCCAGCCAGAGGAGGAGCUCCCAAAGACGAAUACAUGUUUAUCAAUGCAGAGGAGGAAUUUUUCUAUGAGCAAGCCACCAUGAAGUUCCACUACUCCGUCCAGGAAGAGGCAGACUCCUGUUUGAGUGGCAGGUGGUCGUUUGACGAUGUACCCAUGAAGCCUUUCAGGACAGUGAUGCUGAUACCAGCAGACAGAAUGCCUGCUAUCAUGGCCAAACUCAAAGAAUACCUAACUGUGUGAACUCUACAAUAAAUUUAAGACAUCCACACUGAA